UGGUAUUCCUUAACUUCAGAAUGUGUAACGGUUUUUUUUUUUUUGUCAGUUUUGUUUAUUGUUUGUUUGUUUGUUUGUUUGUUAUUUAAGGAGUCUAGGUUGCACAGUUGUCGAAAUGUUAACAGGGAAACCUCCUCUGGGUCAUCUUGAGUCAGCGGCGGCCAUGUUUAGGAUUGGCUCCAAACCCAUCGAGCCUACGCUGCCAGAGAAUGUAUCAUUAGAUGCAAAAGAGUUUGUUAAGGCUGCUUUGACCUGGAAACCUGACGAGCGACCUUGGUCCGAUGAGUUGCAACGUUACAACUUCGUUUCUAAAGCACUGCCAGCCCUCUUCAGUCUUGGCGAAUGUAUUGGAGCAGGAGCUUUUGGUCAGGUACAGUUAUAUUUUUCUGUUAUCCUUAAAUUAAACUAAAAUUUGCGAAUAGGAACGCCCAUAGAAUCAUGAAACUUGAAAUAUCACGUUACCCUUUACUCAUUAGUAUUAAGAACCCAGGAUGAAUGAAUGACAGAAGUAAAACAAGGCGGAACUACU
Messenger RNA from Orbicella faveolata, 529 nucleotides. Its product is annotated as mitogen-activated protein kinase kinase kinase 1-like. Lineage: Eukaryota; Metazoa; Cnidaria; Anthozoa; Scleractinia; Merulinidae. The record is from RefSeq and is a predicted model, not a curated record.